AUGGGAAGAUGUUUUUCCUCUCCGACAUUUAAAAAUAAGUAUAACAACGAUUGCUAGAAUUACACUUAAUACAAUUUAAAUUGGAGUUAUAGUCGUAUAAAUGAUAGAAAUGUCAAGAAAUUAGUAAAAUCUAUAAAUGAAAGUCAAUUAGUGACUAAAUUUGAUUUAAAUUUAAGCUAUAAUUUAAUAACUGUUGCUGGAGCAAUUAAAUUAGGAGAGACUCUUGGAUAAUAAUUGAAUUUAUUAGCCUUCUCCCUUAAUCUUGAAAAAAAUUUAAUCGGUGAUGAUGGAGCAUUAAAAAUCGGUGAAGGAAUAGCUUAAUGCCUCAAUUUGACUUCUUUUGCUCUAAAUAUUGUAUAUAAUCAAAUUAGCAAAUAUGGCAUUGCUAAUAUAGGAUAGGCAAUUGGUUUGUGCAAAAAUUUACAAUCCUUCGUCUUAAAUUUAGAUUACAACUAAAUUGAAGAUGAUGGAGUUUCAUAUUUAACAAAAGGUAUUUCUAAAUGCAAAGUCCUAAAAAAUUUUGUAAUGACAUUAAAAAAUACUAACAUAAGUGAUGAAGGAGCUUAAAAAAUAUCUAAAGUUAUACAAGAACUGCCAACUUUGAGAUCUUUUGAAUUAAGUUUAAAAUAUAACAUGAUAUUUAGCUUGAAAACCAAUAGAAAGAAAUGCUAAAAAAUUUUAAGACUUGUAAAUUAUAAGCUUAGUGCUUGA
Messenger RNA from Tetrahymena thermophila SB210, 711 nucleotides. Its product is annotated as kinase domain protein. Gene Ontology annotation, cellular component: perinuclear region of cytoplasm; cytosol; nucleus. The transcript has 9 exons. Gene Ontology annotation, molecular function: GTPase activator activity; small GTPase binding. The record is from RefSeq and is a predicted model, not a curated record. Lineage: Eukaryota; Ciliophora; Oligohymenophorea; Hymenostomatida; Tetrahymenidae. Gene Ontology annotation, biological process: nucleocytoplasmic transport; activation of GTPase activity.